This is a messenger RNA of Cynara cardunculus var. scolymus (artichoke), 318 nucleotides long. RefSeq lists its product as uncharacterized. NCBI's taxonomy places the organism in Eukaryota, Viridiplantae, Streptophyta, Magnoliopsida, Asterales, Asteraceae. The coding region runs from base 1 to 318 and encodes 105 amino acids. The transcript has a single exon. The record is from RefSeq and is a predicted model, not a curated record.
AUGGCUGCCAGUAAAAGAAAAGUCCAGUUGAGUGAACUAGAAGAACAUAGGAAUCUAUCCUAUGAAAAUGCCAAGAUUUAUAAAGAUAAAACCAAAAAAUGUCAUGAUAAAAGAAUACAACACCGGGAGUUGAGAGCUGGUCAGAAAGCUCUUUUGUUUAACUCUAGGUUGAAACUGUUCCCGGGAAAGUUCAAGUCCCGUUGGUCUGGACCUUUCCUCAUUCAUAAAGUUUAUCCGUACGGAGCAGUUGACCUAAUCAAUCCCGAGAAAAAUUUUUGUGUUCAAGGUCAACGGUCAAAGAGUGAAGUUGUUUCAUGA